AUGUCCGACUCUCUCUACGGAAUCCCCCGUCCCAAAACAACCUCCACCUCCAAAUCCUCCGCCCCCUCCGCCUCCAACCUCGCCUUCACGACCACCCUCUCCUCGCUCAUCUCCCAAGACACGAAAGACGGCUCCAGCAGCAGCGGACGCCCCCGGCCCUCGAAAACAAACAAAUCCGACAUCUUCGCGCGCCACAACAAAGGCGCCCAGAAGCGCGCGGCCGCUGAUCUCCGCGACGACGAGAAUGGCGUGUUCCAGACGCAUCAGCGAUCGGAGGAUAUUGGUGGCGCGGACGCCGCGGCGUUGCAUCGUUCGAAGCGGCGCAUGCAGGAGAAGGCACGGGUCUAUGAGGAGUUGAAGGGUGGGGCGUAUUUGAUGGCGGAUAGUGAUGAGGAGGAGGAUGGUUAUGGACAGACGGAUCAAUAUCUUGCUCGACUGCGCCGGAAAGAGCGCGAGGGGUUGGUGGAUUUCGAUCGGAAAUGGGCGGACGCGGAGCGCGAGAAAGGGCCCGGAUCGGGAGACGAAAGCGAUGCGGAGGAGGAUGACGAUGACGCCUCCGUCGUGUCCUACGAAGAUGAGCUGGGUCGGACACGUCGAGGAACCAGGGCCGAAGCGGCGCGGGCCGCGCGAGCAAAGGCGGAUGAAGAGUCCGGGCAGCGGUCGAAUAUGCAGGAGCGCUGGCGUCCGUCGCGUCCGGAGAACUUGAUCUACGGGGAGACGGUGCAGGCGGAGGCGUUCAAUCCGUCGGCCGCGGCUGCGUCGCAGAUGUCAUAUUUAGCUACACGAAGGGACCGGUCGCCCACGCCGCCGGGAGAAACGCAUUACGAUGCUGACGCUGAGGUCCGCAACCGGGGAACCGGGUUCUAUGCUUUCUCGAAAGAUGAGACGGUGCGCCGGCAGCAGAUGGAGGAGCUUGUGAGUGCGCGCGAUGAGACUCAGCGUGCGCGGGAGGCUCGGCAGAAGAGGAAAGCUGAGAGAGAGCAGGUCAAGGACCAACGAAGAAAGGCAAUCGGCGAAUUGCGGUCUAAGAGACGUGCGGAGAUGUUUUUGGCUGGUUUGGGCGACGUGGGGGAUUGGACUGGAUCCGCCCCGGUUGAGGCAGAUGCCUAA
Aspergillus melleus is the source of this 1110-nucleotide messenger RNA. RefSeq names its product CCDC174 family protein. Gene Ontology annotation, cellular component: nucleus. The coding region runs from base 1 to 1110 and encodes 369 amino acids. The transcript has a single exon. The record is from RefSeq and is a predicted model, not a curated record. NCBI's taxonomy places the organism in Eukaryota, Fungi, Ascomycota, Eurotiomycetes, Eurotiales, Aspergillaceae.